AUGUCCGGGCAGGCACCUACGUAUACCCAGGGGUAUUAUCCACAGACCUCGAUUGCGGCGUCAUCUAAGCAUCCCAUGCCGUUGAACAUCCCAGUUGCAAACCAACGGCCACCGUGUGGCCAAACCAAAAAGGUCACCGACGUGCAAAAAGAAAACAAACAACGGAAUAGCCACACGAACUAUGAUGUUUCGAAAACAAUCGUGGACGGUUCAACUCCCAUGCGUUCCCAGCAGUCUUCGACUAUCGUUACCUCGCGAUCAUCUCAGUCACCCGGAUCCAAUAUAUUGCGUGGACCACCCAGAAAGCCUAAGCAGUCAAGUCAUGCUUUGUGGGUGGGUAAUCUACCGCCUGCAGCCAAUAUUAUUGAUUUAAAGGACCAUUUCUCGCAAGAAGCUACGAAGGAGCUAGUGAGCGUUUUUCUAAUCUCGAAAAGCAAUUGUGCCUUUAUCAACUAUAAGACGGCCGCCGCUUGCGCUGCCGCUUUGUCACGGUUUAAUGACUCUAGGUUCCAUGGCGCGCGUCUUGUUUGUCGACUACGACACGGGACCAUACCAGGCGGCUCAAGUCACGAAGCCAUAGGCUUCUUGGUGCCGCUGCCCACCCAAGCCUCCAGCGAGAGCUUGCCGCUGAUGAUUGACGAGGACAUGGAGUCGGUAGCAAGUCGGAGGAUCGGGGAGGCUAGACGACCAAGUGCGAGCAUGCCGAGCAGAUAUUUCGUUGUUAAGAGCUUGACCGUGGAGGAUUUGGAACACAGUCGACAAACCAGUAUUUGGGCUACACAGACUCACAAUGAGGACCAGCUCAACCGAGCUUAUCAGGAUGCAGAUGAUGUUUACUUAAUCUUCUCCGCCAACAAAUCCGGCGAAUACUAUGGAUACGCCCGUAUGAUGUCACCCAUACAGGAUGAUGAGAGCUUAAUAUCGGAGGCACCGCCGCGACCAGACAGCACGCCAGACAUAGAAGAACCAGACGUUACCCCCACUCCAGCGACAUUGACUGCUGCCAAAGGACGAGUAAUCAAUGACUCUAUACGGGGGACUAUUUUCUGGGAGGCAGAAUCGUCAGAUGAUGAGAGCAACACGAAAAUUGAUGGGGCGGGUACAAGGGCGGAGGAUACCAACGAAUUGAGCCCGCAGUUGAUCGGGAAACCGUUCAGAAUACGAUGGCUAUCAACCACCCGGGUUCCAUUCCACCGGACUAGAGGACUACGGAACCCUUGGAACGCGAAUAGAGAAGUCAAGAUCGCCCGUGAUGGAACCGAGAUCGAACCGGAGGUGGGUCGGAAACUCUUGCAGCUAUUUCACUCGAAUGCUCAAGAGUGA
Aspergillus homomorphus CBS 101889 is the source of this 1323-nucleotide messenger RNA. Its product is annotated as putative YT521-B-like splicing factor. Bases 1 to 1323 code for a protein of 440 amino acids. The transcript is spliced from 3 exons. Gene Ontology annotation, biological process: mRNA splicing, via spliceosome; regulation of alternative mRNA splicing, via spliceosome. Gene Ontology annotation, cellular component: nucleoplasm. NCBI's taxonomy places the organism in Eukaryota, Fungi, Ascomycota, Eurotiomycetes, Eurotiales, Aspergillaceae. The record is from RefSeq and is a predicted model, not a curated record. Gene Ontology annotation, molecular function: mRNA binding; N6-methyladenosine-containing RNA reader activity.